GUCAGUACGCACCACGCUAGUGAUACUGGCUGUACACGAAAGUUCAUUUCAUAAAAGUGAUUAUGCCUUUGCUUUCCACUUCCGUCUUGGCGCACCUAUGAUGUAACUAUACCAGUGACUCUUAAAACUACUAAAGAGGCCAAUGUACAAUAAACUUUCAGUGUUACUCCUGAGAGUAAAGCACUUCGUUCAAAAUCAGACUCAGUGCUCAAGCCUCAGUGAGACAGCCUUCAGUACCAAAUAAGCGAUGAUCUGGAGAAGGAGAAGGACUUGCCUCCCGGUUCUCUUACUCUUGACCCUCAGCUUCGUCAGCGUAGUUCUCGUCUUCAGGUUUUUAAGUCACACACAGCAGGACAAGACAGAAGCACUGCUUUGGAAGGAGUUUCCCCGCAGCCCCAGGAGGACGCCCCUGAAAGAUGGAUCGUCCCGAGUGACCUGCCUGGUGGUGACUUCCCCGGGGCACCACGAGGACCGCGCCCGGCACCAGGGGGCUGCUUGGAGGGACCCCCGGCCGCCCACACCCUGCCCAAAAACCUUUUUCCUUUCCUCCGCCACCCACCCCGAUCUCCCCAACGUUAUACUCUCCAACUACACGGGGUACGAGGACCUGUGGGGCAAAGUACUGCACGGGCUGAGGGCGGUGGACGCGGCCUCGGCGCAGUGGUUCCUCAAGGCCGACGACGACACCUUCCUUCUGUACCCUCGCCUCCUCGAUCUCCUCGGCGAGUUCGACUCCUCCGUGUCGCUCUUCCUCGGCCUGCCGUUGGUGUUUACGGACGAAUCUCGCUCCCUGCGGGUGGAGUACAUGUCCGGCGGCGCUGGCUACGUCCUCAGCAGCCCCGCCGUCAGACUGCUACAGAAAACCCUUCUGCAGGAGUGCCAUCUGCCGGGCCUCACCUCCUAUGAGGACGUCAACAUGGGUGCCUGUAUGGCGGCUCUAGGUGUGAGGACGGGAGACACGCGAGACGCUCUGGGACGAGCCAGGUUCCUGCCGUAUCCUCCUUGGGUCCUCAUGCGAGAGGACCUCCAGCACCAGCCAGGCUACUCGUGGCUCCAAAGGAUGUCCAAGUUUCCUUUCAACUUUGGCAUCGAGCACAUGAGUGACCGGUCGUCAGCUUCCACGAGGUCCGGGACCCUAGGGACUUCUACGCCCUCCAGUACCUGACCAGCGACUUGAAGGUUCUUCCUGAAGGCGCAGAUUCUCCCUUUACGCUUCCAGAGGGGUGAUUUCCAAUUAAUAUAUAUUUCUAUUUACUUUUGUGCGAAUUAUUCUAGUAUGAUAGUCUCGAAAACGAAAUAUUUUUUAUACUUAUGAAGCCAAUAAUGAAGCCAGUAAGGACAAAAUAGUGAAGUCAUUGUAUUUCGAACCAUGCGUGUAGAGAUUGAUUUAACACGUUAUUAUAUAGUUACCCCUUUACCUCUUCCAUUUUCUUCGGAGAUGUGAAUAAUAACGAUGGGAAUCCUGAAAUAUUUUGCAAAGAUAUGAAAAUUACCAAUUUUAUAUUUUAAAAAAAUGCUACAGUCUAAUGAAUGAUAAUCAAUUUUGUGCAUUUCGUUUAAGGAUGUGUCCUUAUUCUGGUUGAACGAUGUGAUAUUUGUGUAGUUUAUUAUACAAAUAAAUAUAAG
This is a messenger RNA of Penaeus monodon (black tiger shrimp), 1626 nucleotides long. RefSeq names its product glycoprotein-N-acetylgalactosamine 3-beta-galactosyltransferase 1-like. Gene Ontology annotation, molecular function: N-acetylgalactosaminide beta-1,3-galactosyltransferase activity. Lineage: Eukaryota; Metazoa; Arthropoda; Malacostraca; Decapoda; Penaeidae. Gene Ontology annotation, cellular component: membrane. The record is from RefSeq and is a predicted model, not a curated record.